This is a messenger RNA of Cucurbita pepo subsp. pepo (vegetable marrow), 682 nucleotides long. Lineage: Eukaryota; Viridiplantae; Streptophyta; Magnoliopsida; Cucurbitales; Cucurbitaceae. The record is from RefSeq and is a predicted model, not a curated record.
CAAUCGGAUCGCGUCCAUUCUUCCUUCCACUGUUUCAAUUUCUUCGUCUGUAUCCUUUCAUGGCGUCUCGAGGUAAUAAGCGGCCUUCUAUUACUAAUGGUGAUGAUAAUUUAGGCGUCUUGUCUAGGGUUUCCCGUUCUGUCUCCGAUUCCCAAAUCGUGCAGCGGGCGAAAAGUACGGCUUCUGAUGCCGCAUUCGUCUCCCAAAAGCUUCUUCGUAGCACCGGUAAAGCUGCGUGGAUUGCAGGGACGACUUUUCUCAUCUUGGUGGUGCCGCUCAUCAUUGAAAUGGAUCGCGAACAGCAGUUCAAUGAGCUUGAGAUGCAGCAGGCGAGUUUACUUGGUGCUCCAGCCACCGCUGCUCCGAAAUGAUCUACUUGAUUGAUGGCUUCAGGUUAAGGGUACUCCAUGAUAUUGUUGCUAUUUAGGGUUUUUUAUGGGUUUAGGAUGGAUUUUGAUUGCGUACAAUGUCGUCGUAUCUUUGUUCCUUUGUUUGUGACUGCGGAUUAGAUGUGACGUUGUUAGCGAUUGAGAUUUUGGAGAGUUAGAGUUAUGUUGCGAAGUUAUAUGAAUUGAAUUCAGAAUCAAUUCCAAGUUUCUUCUUCUCAUAAAGCUCUGGAUUGCUUUUGUAAACUUAUAUUAUGAUUGUUUCCUUUUUGAGAGAAAUUGUUCGAUGCCCAGAA